Iphiclides podalirius (scarce swallowtail) is the source of this 1377-nucleotide messenger RNA. NCBI's taxonomy places the organism in Eukaryota, Metazoa, Arthropoda, Insecta, Lepidoptera, Papilionidae. The record is from the annotation of a GenBank genome assembly.
AUGCGGUUCGCCGUUUGUGUCAGCUUCGUGGUACUAGCGGCAGCUGUUCACGCAGAAUUAACCAAGGGGACAACAUCGAAAACUGAGAAGAGGGCGCUCACGGAAGGCAACGCUGGCUUGAGGAAACGGGCGCCAGCCUUACCCUCAGUGAGCUCGUCGGCCAACGCGGGCGUGGAGUAUGCAGAUACGAAACAGCCACUUCCCGACAAGUCCCCUUCCCAGCAAAUAUACGCCACUCCGUCGCCACAAAUAACGAAAAUCUCGGACCUGCUGGCUGCCCAGGGUCCAUCGUUCCAGGCUGCCAUUGCCAAUCAGUUGUUCGCACCACUCCCUGCGUACCAGCCCCGUGCUGGCGCACCAACUUACGAGGUUUCGGCCCCGGUGCCAUCGCAGCUCGCCUACAGCGAGCACAGAAUCGGCUACCAAAACCCUAACGCUAUACAGUACAACCCGCAAGACUACAAUAUAAAACUACCCAGGCAACCGGAGUACACACAACAGCAGCUGUUGGCCCAGCCACAGCAAAUAUUCAACCAACAGCCGCAAAUACAACAGAUUUACCAGCAAAUCCCGCCAACGAAUUACCAACCGCAGACCACACAGUACAAUCAACUGCAGCCCACCCCGUACAAUCAACUACAGCCCACCCCGUACAAUCAACUACAGCCCACCCCGUACAAUCAACUGCAGCCGACCGCACACAAUCAACUGCAGCCCAUCCAAUAUUCGCCUCAAAUAUUCAAACAAUUGGAGAGCCAGCAGCUACAAGGGUUGCAGUAUCAACAGCCAGCUAGGCCGCUUUUCCCUGACAACCAACAAAACCUCCUGCCCGCCCAGUAUAACCUGGCCCCCCAGCAGUAUUACGAACCCCAACAACAGUAUCAGCAGCAAGCGUAUGCUCAAGAGCCAAUCCAAAACGUCCAAAUCCCUCAACCUGCUGCAGCGUACCCACGCCAAGAGGAGACCCAACAGAGAAUCAUCAGUCAGCCCGCGCAGAAUCAAAUCUACGAGAAGCAACAGUUUGUGGCUCAGAACUACCAGACACAGCCGCAGGGUCCGGUAAGCUUCACGAGUUUCCAGCACAACCAGCUGAAUCCCUCCAUCAUCCACCACCCGUUCCAUCAGCAGCAAGCUCAAUCUAGCCAAGCGCAGGAGGUGUCCCUAGGCAACGCUGGGCAGGAAAGGCAGCCGUCGUACUUCCGACAGGGCCCACAGCUGCAGCAGCUCCAAUCCCAGGUCCAGCCGCAGUACCAACCAGCCCAGCAGAAUCGGUACCCAAAGCACGAAGCCGGGUCAGCCCAGGCCCCCGCGCCGACCUUCCCAGCGGUGCAGUAUUUCGGGAAAUACGCGCAGUCCAUUUUCAACAAGGCGCAGCAU